This is a messenger RNA of Lonchura striata (white-rumped munia), 2904 nucleotides long. NCBI's taxonomy places the organism in Eukaryota, Metazoa, Chordata, Aves, Passeriformes, Estrildidae. The record is from RefSeq and is a predicted model, not a curated record.
CGUCGCCGCCACAGGCAGCCUGACGUCUGGAUUUUUUUGGGCUUGUUGGAAAAUGAGAGCCCGAGGCUCAGCACCGUCCCGCGGAAGGAGCUGUGUCCGGAUGGCCGUGGAUGUGGGAAGAUCACCUUCUGAAGAGUCGCUGAGCGGGAAGGGUGAGGCCGAUGGCAGGUGGGACAGCACGGACACGGGGAUGGACUUCCCGGAGCUGGCAGGGAGCCUGCACCAGCUUCUAGGGACAGAGGAAGCCAAGCCCAGCCUGCAAGGGACAGAGGGUGUGGCAGUGAGCAGACACAGUCACAUGGCCACUGACCUUACUCACGGAGGCUCCAGCUGCUGCCCAGAAGUGUCUUCAGCAUCUACAUCCAAAUUUCCCAGAGCAAGAGCAAACUCCUCAGGGAAAGAGUUCUUAGUGGAUACCGAUGCUGAUGGUGACCCUGUGCCUUGUCGAGCUGGCCGCUGGCUCCUCUCCUCAAAAGAGCAGCAGGUGAAGGCAUCGGGCGGUUGGGAGCCGGUGUCCAGCCCUCCCAGCCGGCGCAGCUCUGCCGAGGAGAACAUCUCUGCUGGCAGCCACCACGAUGCCCAUGUUGGCUGUCGGAGACAAAGUCUGGGAGCUCAGUCCCCGUGUCCUUCCACCCCAGAGCUCCUGCGGCCCCAAACCCCGCCCAGCCCCCGGAGCCGCUCCGUGCUGAGCUCGGCCCUGUCCUCAGAAGGAAACGGCCCCUCCGAGGAGCCGUCCGGGAGCUUGCCAGCCAGCACGGACGUCCCUUCUGCAGCCACCACGGCUGCCCGGGAGCUGAGCUGCCGAUGGGCAGUGGAAGGCAGGGCCCUGCAGAGGCGGCAGCCCCCGGGCGCUCUGCUCGAUUACCGCAGCAGCGUGGGGCGCAUCCGGGAGAUCUCCUCCUACCAAGCCGAUUACUGGGCCUGUGCCAUUCCGGAUUCGCUGCCCCCGUCUCCGGACCGCAGCUCGCCCCACUGGAACCCCAACAAGGAGUACGAGGACUUGCUGGACUAUGCUUACCCGCUGAAGCCGAGGUACAAGCUGGGAAGGAUACCAGAGCCUUUCCUCCAUGACUCAGGAAUAGAUCUGGACAGCUUUUCUGCUUCUCCUGAGGGCAUGUCCAGGUCCACCAGCAUCUAUGGCCGAGUGGGGCAGGCUCGUGGAAGCAGAGAAAAUGGACUUUGGGAGUUUGUGGCCUCUGCAGAGAGAUUCUCCACCCCAAGGCCUGGGAAACGAGGCUGCUCAGGAACUGGCUCAUACUUUGAACCUUCACCUAUUGCCAAAGCAUCAUUUGCAAGGAGUGCUUCCUCUCACCUUUCCAGAGGUUUUGCUAAGGAUGAAUCAUCUGGGCCAAGCUCACCUGGGCACCUUGCUGCCAAUGGGAGAAGCUGGGAUACCAGAGGAAGCUCCUGUCCAAACUACACAGGGCAGGUGAAAAGCACCAGUGGGUUUUUACCCACCACAGGAAUGCUCCCCCUGAGGAAGGAGUGGGAGAGUGAUGAAGAAUUUCUUUCCCUGCCUCCAACACUGAAGGAGCUGGAAAGUCUGGCUCAGUUUCUGUCCAAUCUCUCCUUAACGAUAAGGACGCCUGGGUAUGACCACCAUAACCUUCCACAUCACAGCACCAGCAAGCAGCCCCUUUCAUCUCGGUUGGCUCCUUUUGAAGAAGUGAGAGGUGGGGAUGACAGAGGGAGUACUGAGGGUUAUGCUGGGCGGUGGCAACACUGCAGCUCCCAAAAGCCCAGCUGGGAAAACACAGAAUUGUAUGGCUGGAUCCACAGGGAUCCUCCCCACAGGCUUCAUCUACCAACUGGUCUCAGGGACACAUUGGAUAGGAUGUGCCUAAAUGAACCACGGGUCAAGGGGGAUCCAAAGAAGAGCCAGCAGAGCGAGUCCCUUAUCCAAUGUGUUAAGAUGUUUUGCUGCCAGCUGGAAGAGCUGAUCCGUUGGCUGUACACCGUGGUGGAUGUCACCGGCAGCUGGGUGCCACCCUCGCCCGAUGCCGAGAGCGUCUUGGCAUCGCUGCGCCGCUACCUGGAAUUCAGGAAGGAUGUGGCUGACCACCGGAGCCUGACUGAGAGCGUGCUGGAGAGGGGAGAAGCUCUCCUGGACUGCAUGGCAUCGAAUUCACCAGCCUUGAAAGACACGCUGGCUCUGAUUGCCAAACAGUCGGAAGAGCUGGAAAGCCACGCAGAGCACCUGUACAAGUCCAUCCUGGCUGCCGUGGGGGGCAAGGACGCGGGGCAGGACAAGGAGGGCUCAGCACACAGCUGCUCCCUGGGUGCUGCCUCUGUCAGACCUAGGCUGCGUUAGCCCAUUUCAGGAGGGCUGAGAAGAACUGCAGCAAGCACCAAACCACCUCCAUCACCUCUCCAGAGAUGCCAAAAUCUGUGUCCAGUUGCCCACGGGGCUGAUUUCAGUGCGGUUUUGUACCAUGGCUUGAGAAAGGUGCCCCAUACAGCAGGUGUGCUGGGAUGUCCAGUUGUGUCAGGAAUGUACAGCUGGUUUGUUUUUUUUUAACAUAGCUUCCCUUUUUUUACUGAAGUGGGCUGUUCUGUUAGCAAAACGUCAGGAAGUUUUUUAACUCAGUAAUCCAUAGUGUGCCGUGCGCUCCCUAAGUAAAGCCGUGUGAUUUUAAUAGCCCUGUUCUCAUGGUUUGUUUAUGCCCAUCAAAAAUAGGUGUGAGAAGCCAAGAAAUAGCAACUCCUUCUGGUUCUUGGGAGCAAACUGAAGGCCUGUUUAUAAUUACCACUCCCUGCUGAAGCAGAGCCUACUUAACUUUCAAUUUUGUUAUUCAUAAACACAAAAAGCUGUAAUACUGAAUCCAAAUAAAAUAAUAAAGAAGUGAGUUCAGGCAGGGAGGAGCCAGGUUCUGUGUAACCUGCUGGUACCUGCUGUUGGCAGGA